This is a messenger RNA of Fusarium oxysporum Fo47, 1797 nucleotides long. RefSeq lists its product as uncharacterized. The transcript has 7 exons. Bases 1 to 1797 code for a protein of 598 amino acids. Lineage: Eukaryota; Fungi; Ascomycota; Sordariomycetes; Hypocreales; Nectriaceae. The record is from RefSeq and is a predicted model, not a curated record.
AUGCCCACGGGGGACGUCUAUGAGUUCUUACCAUGCGCGCCUUACUCGAAUGCAGGAAGUGUUCUUGGGUAUAAGAAAGUGUACGGAAUGGAUGCAAUAAUGGAAAUCGAAGGCACAUGCAAUGUAGGAUUAGCACAAGCAUUUGCCCCAUACAAACUGCUCGUGUAUCGCGGUCGGUUCAACAACGAUCCUGAAAGAGACGACAAUCACCGGUUUGUGUAUCUCGCGCAGAACAAACCUCGUGAGCCGGCGGUAGGCGAUUGCUUCAUUCGACUUGAAGAGGUACACCACCGUAUGAGAGGCGAUCCAGACUUUUACUAUGAUGAUUGUAGCGUGGCUAUCAACCGAGCCAGAAUCCUUCGAAACAUUGCUAAGGGCACUUCUAAGCAGCAGAGAGAGGGAGCCAAACAGGAGUAUGAACAGAUUCAGCGACAAGGGCGAUCAUUGCUCACAUUCCGCUGCUGGACCGUCGAAGGUAUUCAGUGUUCUACCUCUGAGAAAAACCUUGCUGCUAGGCUCUUCAAAAACCUCAGUUCUGACAAUGAUGACUUGGACCAUGUUCAAGUAUUUCGCGUCUGGGCAGAACUAUUGCGGAAGUCGCAGGGUGAUAAGCUAGCGGCAAAAGACUUUUUUGGUCGCUACUGGGAUGCUGUGAUUCCCCAAGGCUUUCAGAACAUGUUCGAAGACGGGUUCAAGAUUGUUGUGGGAGAAAAAUAUCUCCAAGGUCGGGGCAUUUUCGGCUUCAAUCUCAAUAACAUGAGAGAAGAGGUGUUCCAGGGAGUCAAACGCGUUGUUGAAGCGCCACGCCUAAAGUUCAAACCUACCCUUUCCGUCAACAACGUCGUAUUCCAGAACGAAGCACCCCAGGGACCGGGAUGGGUAAAUCUCGAGGCGCAUCCUGGAGGGCUCUACGUUAUCAUGGUGGACUAUCGAGUACAGCUAUUUCUCUGCAGCGGUUUGCAUGAUAAGCCACUCUGGCAGGAUCCGUAUCCUGAACCUGACAUGCUUCGCGCUGAACAGCUUCAGGCUCUGCUCAAUAGAUGUGGGCAGACAGAGCAGACGGUAACCCAUGUCGAGAAUGUCUAUGUUGACGCCGCGAGAAAUGGCAAGAGGCAGCCGACACAGGACAGGUGUGUAGCUGACAACGGAUUCUCUUCAAACGUGGCCAUGUCCAAAGUCUAUCCCGAAUAUUACCCCGACGCUGCGAAGGCGAAGAGAAGAAGGGUUGCAGAGUGGCUCCAUAGGUCAGCAUUCAGCUAUGGAGGAAUUGAUAGAGGAGUUCUGGCCUCUUCCCAGGUCGCCAACAAUCUGGUCCUCGGUACCCCGGAUACCAACACAGUCAUGAUGAGGUAUGAAGCCUUUGUUAAACGGCUUGCAUUGCACUCGGUAAAACAGAAUGGCGUCAAAACCGAUACAGUGGUCGUCAAGACAGAUAUCAUGUAUCCGUUCCUGCAAGCGCCAUUGCUACAUUGGAUGGCAAACGAUCACCACCGAUAUACUUGGCUAGCACCCAUACUUCUUUACCGCUACGAGAACACCCCGAAUAGUAGACCUCAUGUCGUAGAGAGGCGGGAAUUGUAUCCUUUGAGGAGAGUGAACUCUAUGCUUUUCCAAGCACUUCUCGACAAGUCUUUGGAGUCAAUUUGCUGGAACUGGCCAUGCUGGGACGUUAAUGGUGCCGUGGUGGAAGCGCUCUUAGAGUCUACGGGUGUGGAUGGGGAUCAAGAAGAAAACAACCCAGAAGAGAUGAACGAGUUGCUUGGGCAAGAUCUGGCUCAGCGAGAUCAGCAAGUUUGA